GACACCUUUGCUUCGCGAUGAUUGGCUCGCGGCGGGGGCCUCGUGUGUGUCCAAUAUGGCGGCGCCCAGUGGCGGUGUGAACUGUGAGGAGUUCGCCGAGUUCCAGGGAGUGAUAUUCUUGAAGAUAAUCUCAACAGAUUGAAUUAUUUGACAAACAUCAUUUGGUCAAAGAAGUUUCUGUGGAGUCUUUCCAGCAUUAUAUACACCCUUUUCACCACUUCAGCUGCGCAGAUUAGAUCAGGACAACAGCAGCAGACUUCAAAUGUGAUCAAAGUGCCUAACAAAUACAAAUAUUUGUAAAAAUCUUAAAUAAGGAAUUACUCAAGGUGAUGAGGACGAUUGAUGACAGAAUAGUACAUGAAUUAAACACUACGGUUCCAACAGCUUCCUUUGCAGGGAAAAUUGAUGCCAGCCAAACCUGUAAACAACUUUAUGAGUCUUUGAUGGCGGCUCAUGCCAGUAGGGACCGAGUCAUAAAAAACUGUAUAGCUCAGACCUCAUCAGUAGUAAAACAGCUCCGAGAAGAGAGAGAAAAGAAUUUGGACAAUUUAACAUUAUUAAAGCAACUUAGAAAAGAACAGACAAAGUUGAAAUGGAUGCAGUCAGAACUGAAUGUUGAAGAAGUGGUAAAUGACAGGAGCUGGAAGGUGUUUAAUGAACGCUGCCGAAUUCACUUCAAGCCUCCAAAGAAUGAAUAAAAAGAUACUUUUUUUAAAAAAGGACCGGGUCAUCUCAUAAGAGUUAAGCAUGACAGACAUCAACAUGGUGGGCUUCCCAGGAAGAUUUCUGAGCCAACAGUCCAAGACCUUUUGUUGAUUUCAGCCCCACUUACCCAAGACCUCAAGUAUAAAUAAUUCUGAUAAUUAUGGAGAAAUCAACUGCUAUUUUAUACUGAUUCUGUAAAAAAAAAAACAAAAAAAAACAAACAAAAAAAGAUAUUUUGUAACUAUUAAAAUAAUUUUCUGACUCAGUGUA
Messenger RNA from Aethalodelphis obliquidens (Pacific white-sided dolphin), 975 nucleotides. It is a transcript of the gene MIX23, whose product is annotated as mitochondrial matrix import factor 23. NCBI's taxonomy places the organism in Eukaryota, Metazoa, Chordata, Mammalia, Artiodactyla, Delphinidae. Gene Ontology annotation, cellular component: mitochondrial intermembrane space; mitochondrion. The transcript is spliced from 6 exons. The coding region runs from base 330 to 698 and encodes 122 amino acids. The record is from RefSeq and is a predicted model, not a curated record.